GAUAUGUGAGCAUCUUGCGCCAGAUUUUCAGCCGAUUUUGUCAUCCUGUGCGCGAUUCGAGGAGGAUUUGCUGCAAACCAUUUCUCGUGUGUGAUUGGUGGUUUAGCCGAAAACGGUACAAUCGUUUGACGAGAUUAAACUGUAGAACCUUGAUCUGAUUUCGGGAAGAAAGAAGGAUCGCUUGCCGAAAAGAUUUUCCGCUUCGGAAUCGAUUUUCCCAUAGAGUGUGCUGGGAGUGCUCGGGUGAGAUAAAUUAUUCUGGCUGAGAUUUUCCGUGUUUUUAUUUUUGUCCGUGUCGUAAAGUCGCCUGUCCAAGGCAAGCUUCCAAUAUAUGUAUAGCGUGAUGAGAGUGCGAAAGUGAGCAGUACCGAGUAGGACGCUAGCAGUCCUCACGUACGGCGAAGUGUGGAUGUGUUGAUUUUUUUCCCUCGGAAAUCAGUGAAGAUGAUAAAUUGUUACCGCUGCCAGGAUCCCGAUUCGCCGAUCCGUCAAUGAACCGCUUGUAACGGUUUGACCUUUUUCCACGCGACUGUUGCGGUGUAUUAAAAGUCGGUCAAAUUUAAAGUGCUUGGCAGGGGGAAAAUAAAUCGCUUGCCUAAAUAAAGUAGUGGAAGCAGUGAUAAGGUCGUGGGCUGUGCAUCGUUAUAUUCUGUACUAGUUUGCAUACCACCAGACCGGAAACGAAUUCGGUUGCUUUAUGCACGUGUCCUUGUGUGUGAGCUUGCCUACCUCCGAGGCGGGCUCCGCCGGUUAGAGCGAGUGGAAACUCUGUGCAUUUUGCCUGCUAGAAGUUUAUAUAAACAGAAAAGUAGAGUAAAAUUUGUAAAGUGCAUCAAGCGGGGGAAUAGAAUUAAAUAAAAACAACAAAUUGUGAGCUUUAGUGCUUAAAUCGUUCGUAGCGCUGUGGAAAGAGGAAUUGUCCCUGUUCUGACUACUAGCAUUUCUAUCCGGGUUCCUGUGGAUAGAGUAUCGGUGUGUAUAUUUAUUGCAUUGCAGUGAUUGCUGUGUACAGCCAGACUCAGUAGUUUCGAGCCCACAAAACCGCCAGCAGGGACUCUGCCAACCAGUGAAGAGUAUAUAUCUGUGUGUCUCCGUGUUGCCGCUCAUUCAGACGCACCAUCAACAGCAGUAAUAGCCAAAUAAAAAAAAAUAUUGCCCUCCCCGCAGCACAGUGACACAGAUUCCGACUCAUUCGACGUACGUUCGGAGAUACGGGAAUGUCAAUGCGAAAGUGAGUGUGCCAAAAAAAGAAGAAGUAGGGAAGCAUAAAAAAUCACGCCACCGAGCAAAAGAAUUUCCAAAUUGAAAUCGUUGAAUAAAAGAUCUCGAAUACUGAAAGAGCCAAAAAAUCCAACGGUGAAUAGCUUUCUGGCGCUCUAGUGUGCGUUUGUGUAAUUGUGCCAAAGUGCGCGAUAUAUCAGUGCGGCAUACCUCGCCGGAGCCGGGCGAAGCAGCAGCAGCAGUAGCAGUAGUCAGUGAGGCAGCAACCCGGCGAAAGGAUUGUCUAAAGAGGAUUAACAUUUUAUUGAAUAGAAACAAAGGCAUCAUUCGUUGCUGCUGCUGUGCAUUCCGUUGUUCGAGAAGGCGAGAUCCGGUGUGGCCGCUGAAGCGAGGCGCCAGCCGCUGGGGAGAGUUCGUGUGCAGCAAGCUGGAAGCAAAGCCACCCGCCUGGGCCUGGACGGUUCCGCAAAGCCAGGCAGAUCCGGUUUAAGCGUUUAAAAAAUUAAGAACCCGAAAGCUAACAUUGGCGGCGAGCAAUGGACGAGAAAAUUAUGGCAAAAAGUGCUAAUCCCGUGCAGUGCGCUUCAGAAACUACCGAGUCCGGACCGAGCGCCGAGUGACUGUAGCCUGUAUAGUCCCUACAUAGCGGACCGGAUCCGGGGUGAUUCGAGGUGGUGUGUUUGGUGCAAAGUAGUGACAGAGCGGAAUAGGACAGUUGUGGCGGGAAAAAAAGUUAAAAAGGGUUUUCAACUAAUACAAAACAACCAGUGAAGUGAAUCUACCCUACCAGAAUUGCGCGUUUUUUCUAUAGUUUAGUGAUUGAGUGCUCAAGUGAAGAUAUAUCAUCGUAGAAAAUAGUGCAAAAUGUGUGCUAAUGUAAACGAAUCAAUCUCCUUCGGAGUGGAAACCGCUGUCGUCAGCAACCGUUCCCAGAUCGACUCCGACGGUACCAGAUGCGGCGAUGGCAACGGUAGCAUCAGAAACAGCCGCAACAGCAGUAGCAAUCGCAAUCAACUAAGCACAGUUAAUUGCUUGGUGCCCCGAUUCUUCCCAGCUCGUCUGCAGCUUGAUUUUGUCCUUUUCGCCAUGCUCAGCUGUUGCCUGUUGCCACUGAUGUUACUGGUUCCAGCGACGGAUGCCGCCAUUUCCAAUAGAGGUAGCGGCAGCAGUAAAAGUCUUUCGUCGUCAAACAACGGACUGGUGCCACGGUUUAUCUCACGGGGGCACACGUACCGGGCGGUCGUCGGUGACACCCUGGUGCUGCCCUGCGAGGUCGAAAAUCUAGGAACCCUGGUGCUACUGUGGCGGCGGGGCACCAACGUACUGACGGCCUCCCAGCUGAUGGUGACCCGUGACGAGCGGAUACGACUGGUCAACGGGUACAAUCUGGAAAUCUCCGAGCUGGAACCGCAAGAUGCCGGUGACUACGUGUGCCAGAUCAGCGACAAGAUCAACAAGGAUCAGGUGCACACCGUGGAGAUUCUUGUUCCACCCAGUGUCCGAGCGAUACCACCCAGUGGGCAGCUUACAGCCAGAAAAGGUGGCGCAGUGACGCUCGAAUGUAAAGCUUCCGGUAAUCCCGUUCCCUCCAUCUACUGGACCAAAAGGAGCGGAGCAGGCAAAUCGGCUGCCAAAAUCGGUGAAGGGCCUAUUUUGACAUUGGAACGCGUGGAAAGGCAGCAAGCCGGCGUGUAUCAGUGCACGGCCGACAACAAUGUCGGCGAACCGGUCACCGUGGACAUGCGGCUCGAUGUGCUGUAUCCACCGGAUAUCAGUGUAGACAAGUCCUGGAUCCAUUCCGGCGAGGGGUUCGAGGCCCAGCUCGAGUGCAUCGUCCAUGCCGAUCCGCAGCCGACGGUUUCGUGGUAUCAAAACUCGUUUCCGAUUCAGCCGACCGACAGACGGACCAUGUCAUCGAGAGGAAAUCGACACACGCUCACCAUCCGACAUGUCCAGCAGGAGGACUUUGGCAACUACAGCUGCGUCGCGGACAACACCCUCGGACGAUCGAAAAAAUACAUGGAAGUUUCCGGUCGACCGGGACCGGCCGAGUUCGUGUCACCACCCUGGAGCCGUUCUCCCGAUAGCUACAAUCUGACCUGGAAGGUGGAAAGCUAUCCGCCCCUGCUCGAGGUUCGCCUGCUCUACCGGAAGCUGAUGAUGAACGAAACAUUCCAGCAGCCUGGCCGAUGGCACGAUGUCAUCUUGACCCCCUCACCGCGCCCAAUUUCGGAACCACUGUCCCACGUCAUGGCAUUCACUCUCCGUGGAUUGCUUCCAAGUUCGGUGUAUGAAUCAAUCGUACAAGCAAAGAAUCGUUACGGAUGGAACGAGGUCAGUGACAUCUUCCAGUUCUACACCCAACGAAUAUCAUCCGACGUACACUCCGAGGAGAUGCAGGUGGCAAGUUCGACCUCCCGGAGCAGUGCCACCUCGAUGCAUCGAGUCCGGUCGAAUAGAAGCGCCGGCUAUCUGAUGGCGGCGACCAUCGUCUGCUGGCUGCUAGUGCGCUGCAAUCUACAACGAAACCUUUAAGAUUAAGCACCAAGUGGAAACAAAAUUUAGCAGAAGUGUAGGAAAUCCCACCCUCAGUCAUUGCAUCCAUUGUCUUUGUACAUUCGAAUCCCUGUUUCUUCGGAGGAGCGUUUUAUUCUCAUUUCGGCUAAGUGUGAGUUCUAGUGGGAACGAAAAAGCUUGUUGUUUCUUGCUAAAUGAAAGCUGUUUUGCUAUAGUGUUCCAACAACGUCCUAUCUUUUUCACAAUCUUUCAAUAGCUAUGAAGUGAACAAAUGGAAAUGCGAAAGAGGAAAGUGAGACUAUAAUCCUGAAAAAACGAGAGAUAAAAAACGAAACUAGCUGUUGUAAGAAUUAAGCGUUGAAAGAAAAAUGCAAUUGGUGUAUUGCUAAUGUCACCUGUUACUAAAUUCCUGCGCAAUUAGGUUCUUUGCUGACACAGUUAACCUCACUUUUCUUGAUAGUUCACUAGUACUGUUUACAUGGAUUUAGAAAAAUUUUGUGCACGACUAGAUCCGCUCGAAGAAACUCGCAAAUAAUUUUACUAAGUCCGUGUAAACAGUACAAGCGAACUGUCAAAAAUGAAUACUCGCGCUCAUUUGUGACGUCAGCGAAAAGUAUUCAAUUGCCCGUUGUCAUCACAUUAAUAGCAAACCAAACAAACAAUGUUGCAGUGCAUGCAUUUUGUUUCAAAAGACGUUCUGUGAGAGUGAGAGUAGCAGUUCAAAUAUAAAUUGCGCAGGAAUCCAGUAAGACGCAAAUGCAUUAGGAUUUUUUCUAGUUUAUGUUGUUGUUUUUUUGAACGGUAAGAACUGGGCUGGUGUAACCAGCGCACAGCAGCAAGUUGUAAAGUAAGUUGGAGUCCUGUUCGUGCGUCCCCCUGCCCCGGUAAGUGUUCCAAGUCAAGUAUAACACAAUGGAGAUUUUUGCACCUGUCCCAUUCAUAACCACAUAAUACCGAUGCACAAGCGCCGACACACACGAAAACUGACAUAUGAAAUAUUCGUACUCGUACACCAAGUAUAUAAGCAAACAUGUAAGAUUAGGGUGAAAGAUGAAAAUCAGCUCAGCUAGUCGAUGUCCAAAUCAUGCAAAAUUGAUACUUUCCAUCUGAUUUAAACCGAGCAAGUGUAAUAUUUCCCAAAAACAUUCAACUUUUCCAUAUAUUUUUGUAAAAAAGUAACAUCUUGUCGCCGGUCCCUUCAUAAUGGCGGAAAAGAAAAAAAAAGCAAUUGCCAAAAAAACACGAGUAGUUAUGAUAUUGGAAAACGAGUCUAUCUUCUCCUCCUUAGAGUCAUGUCAUUUUGUUUUUCCAUUAUUUGCAAAGCAUGCCAUCAUGCUACCGUAUCAUAGCUAGAUUUCAUCAUGAUGGACGCUAUUGGCACCAAACAAAUUCUGUAUAUGUGUAAUUGUAAGUGAUUUAUUGUUUCUGAAUAGUGAUAAGCCGAAUUGAAACGUAAACAUUUGCUGUUGUUCCGACAAACUCUGUGGUAGAUUAGAAAGCAGGUUAGAAACAAUCUUAUAAUUAUGCUAGAAACUGGUCGAUAUCUUUUUCCUUCUUGAUUUGUUGGAUGCAACUCAACUGUCACGGCAUACUAGAUCUACUCUCUAUCGGAUGAACAGGGUUGAACAUGAUAUGAUUCUAGUUACCAUAGGAAUAAGUUGUGUUAGAUAUUUUUUCACCAUUGUCAGUUUGUUUUGGAGUUGUUUGCUGAUAAUUUUUCUAAACCUAAAACCAAAGAGAAACGACAUAUAAGCUAGAACAAACUUUCCCGAAAAACCUGUGUAAACAUUCAAAUGAAAAUACGUUGAAAUAUAUGAGUCACCGUUGUAUCCAAGUUUGCACACAAGUCCCGUAUAGCGAUUGCUGGCCGAUCGAAGCGCCGGCCAGUGGUAAGUUGCUGUUGUCAUUUCAAAGCGACAGUUUUUUUUCUUACACAAGUUGAAAACUUUACUUGUAUGUCAGUUCUCAGUGCUAAAACCUAGAGCACUCUAGUUAGAGUGCGGCCAAGACGCGUCUGACGUAUCCAAACGAGCAGAAAUCUGACGUAUUUCUAUUGUGAAUACGUCAAAUUCCAUGUUCGUUUGGAUACGUCAUGGCCUCUUGGCCACACUCUAACUGGAGUGCUCUACUAAAACCAACAACAAUUUUUCAUCACUAAAGAAAAAGUUAUGGUACAUUUAGUAUUUCUGGAUUUCAUUCGGCAUCACCUAGCCUAUAUUUAAGUUGUUAAUUAUAUAAUAGACAGUCUAAAAACCGAUUUUUCGAUUGCUCAGGCCCCCACUGAGUCGAGUUAUGGUACCAUCGGAAGUGUACGCAACAAAUUUGAAUUAAAUCGGAGUACUAUAGCUACCGGACGAAUGUGCUUAAAAUUUGCGAGGGAUUUUUCGACAGCUUGCAUCUUCUCCACCAGGGUGCACUGUAUGCAUUACAAUAUUAUCACCGACGAAUCGACGUGACAGAGGCAUUCUAAAGAUGUCCCAUACAAAAUAACGAUUGUUUUGAAAUGACCCGAUCGCUACUGUCAAAUUACGACAGAUUUCUCCGCCAUGUUUGAAUCAGGGCACGCUUCUCGAUACGUGUAGUGAUAUUACAGAAGGUGUGCAAUUCCCUCAGCUACGUAUGUAGUGAUAAUAUGCAUCAAAAUAGUAUUCAGAAUUUAUUGAAAAUGCGAUCAUUCUGUUACUUGUUUUUGCUUUUAAAGGACAGUUUUGUGAAAUAGUACAUACAUAAAAUAAUAAAGAGUUGGAAAAACGAUCUUUAACAUAAACAAAAGAACGUUUGUACGUUCGAGCAUACCUGGUUCAACAUCGAUACACUUUGGAUUCUGCGUACUGUUGUUUUAUCGAUGAAGACUACCACGCGAACCAUUAUACAGAUGCCGCUGGUGUAACAACGUAUUUUAAUUUAAACAAUUAGGACACUAUGCGUCAGGCAUUUUUGUUCUAUGUGGCAAGUCGGUUCGUCGGUGAUAUUACUGCAACAGACCCUGAUCUUAUCAUUCAGAGAGUGGGGUUGCUAGCAGGCCAACCUACUAAAAUCUCCACCCAAGUACACCUGAGUGGUUUACUAGAACUACCUCUUCUUCUUAUGCCUCGGGACCACUGAAUGCGACUACGUCGGAGGAGUAUUGUGCUCAUGCACUUACAAUUCUUAAUUCCUAGCUGUUCCUGAUAGUUCACUGUUUUUCUCCCACUUGUAAUAUCUGUUGUGAUAAUUCGCUCUAUGAAGAAAGUAACCUGAGAACAACUCGACAGCACCCCAACGGCCCGCUUGGGGCCAGCAAUUCCAUUCGCCGGGACCCUGCUACUAUUCGCAGGCAAACCGGUUGGAUACCGAGGUCGGUCCGGUGAUUCCGGGUGGAGCUUGGAUAGUACGCUGGCAUCCCGAAAGCAGUACUUCAUCUCACGAUGUGCUUAGUUUACACAGACGGAGACGCUUUGACCAGUCUUCUUGCAUUUCGUGUAUUGCUCCGCAUUCCACAUCCGCAGACAGAGUAAUGCAGAUGGAUAUCGUCUUGGCAAUGACGCAUGCUGCCUCCAAGGGAGGCGGACAUAAACGCGCUCGCGACACGUACAGUCUGGCGAAAGAUGUUCGUCAACUUCUUCUGGUUUCGCUUUGAGUUCAGAGAAGCUGUCCGGACUGGGACUCCACACGAUUCUUUCUGCGGCUUGCUCCUCCGAUGUUCGGCAUGGUCUUUGCUGCUACGUUAGUUGUCCUCGCUGCUUUCUCAUAAAUAGCCGACGACAUCACACCCAAGCGCUUCAACGCACGCCUCGAUGGAAUUGAGGGUCCAUCGGCACUGGUUACGGUAAGCUGGAUGUUUUUAUAGUUGCUGACCAGCACUACCUCCGUCUACUAGUGAGCCAGCUGCAACUGUGCAGCGCUACGGCGAUAGCCAUUCAGCUCACGCUGUUGAACGCGUUCCUCACCUCGUCCUACGGUUGAAAUCUUUUUUUCGGAAUCCAAACUGUCUCUGCGAUAAUUCGUUUCAUUUCCAGCGUAAUUCGCCAGCCUGUGAUUAUGACUUUUUCUGGAAGUUUAUCUAUCUGCGGCCUUCGACAAAACCAAUAACAAUAUCGCAAUAGCAAAGCAGGACAAACUAGGUAUUCAUAGACAACCCCUGCGUUGGUUCCGUUCCUACCUCGAUGGAAGGCAAUUUCCAAUCAGUAUUAAGGACUGUCUGUCUGCACCAUUUUUCGCUACAUCUGGCAUUCCACAAGGAAGCCAUCUCGGUCCAGUGAUAUUUCUCCUCUACUUUAAUGACUUCAAUAUCAAAUUGCAAGGACCCCACCUUUCUUUCGCUGACGACAUGCAACUUUUUCGACAAAUACGGGAUAAAACCGAUGCCGAAUUUUUUCAGAGUGAACUAGAGAGCUUAAGUACGCGGUGUGAUCUAAACAGAAUGGUUCUAAACCUAAGUAAAUGCUCAAUCGUUACGUUCACGCGGAAACGCCAUCCGAUUCAGUUUAACUUCCAUUUCUUCGACUCAAGCAUUCCAAGACACUCACGUCAAGGAUCUCGGAGUCAUCAUGGAUUCGGUACAAACGUUCAAGCCACGUACAUCAUUCAAUGUGGAUAAGGCAUCAAGACAGCUUGAGUUCAUCUUCCGAAUAGCGAAAAACUUCAUACGUCAUGCUGUUUAAAAUCACUCUAUUGCGCGCUGGUUCGCUCAACACUAGAAUAUUGUUUUGCUGUUUGGAAUCCAUACUACCAGAACGGCGUUGACAGAAUGGAGGCCAUCCAACGCCGGUUCAUAUGCUUUGCACUCCGACAUCUUCCUUGGCAAAACAGAUUUCAGCUGCCACGCUACAAAAACCGUUGUCAUUUAAUACAACUCGACACUAAGCAUCCGGAGGGACCGCUCUCGAGCCUUGUACGUUACGGACUGUCGCCUUCGUCCAGGCAUCUCUGCAAAACUGUCCUG
Molecule: messenger RNA, 8662 nt
Organism: Topomyia yanbarensis
Lineage: Eukaryota; Metazoa; Arthropoda; Insecta; Diptera; Culicidae
Product: limbic system-associated membrane protein-like
Exons: 12
Coding region: 2086-3756 (556 amino acids)
Biological process (GO): homophilic cell-cell adhesion; synapse organization
Cellular component (GO): neuronal cell body; axon; plasma membrane
Molecular function (GO): axon guidance receptor activity; protein binding
Source: RefSeq, a predicted model, not a curated record